AUGUCAACCACACCCCCUGCCCAGCCUACGAACCCUCUCAAGCUCGACCCCAAAUACGACGACUAUGACUACCCCACGACGGCUCCCGUAGCUCAGUCAGGCCACCCGGGCCACACGACGCCGGAGCAGGAUGCGCAGGUGUCGCAGCUGCGGAUGAUGUUGGAGGCGUUAGGGUAUUCGGAGCGGUUGGAUACGUUGACUUUGCUGAGAUUUUUGAGGGCGAGGAAGUUUAAUGUUGAAGCUGCGAAGGCCAUGUUCGUUGCUUGCGAGCAAUGGAGAGCAGAGUUUGGGACGAAUACGUUGGUGACGGAUUUUCAUUAUACGGAAAGGGAGCAGCUGUUCCAAUACUAUCCGCAGUAUUAUCACAAGACCGAUAAGGAUGGACGACCCGUUUACAUCGAACAGCUUGGCAAAAUCGAUCUCACGGCCAUGUACAAAAUCACCACGGGCGACCGCAUGCUGAAAAACCUCGUCUGCGAGUAUGAAAAACUUGCUGACCCCCGCCUUCCCGCCUGUGCACGCAAAUCCGGCCACCUCCUCGAAACAUGCUGUACCAUCAUGGAUCUCAAGGGCGUCGGAAUUACCAACGCCGGCUCCGUCUUUGGGUACAUCAAACAGGCCUCCGCCAUCUCGCAAAACUACUACCCCGAACGCCUAGGAAAACUAUUCAUCAUCAAUGCACCCUGGGGCUUCAGCACCGUUUUUAGUGUGGUCAAGGGCUUCUUGGACCCCGUGACUGUUAAGAAGAUUCAUGUUCUGGGGUCCGGAUACGAGAGCGAGUUGUUGGCCCAUGUCCCGGCGGAAAAUUUGCCGAAGCAGUUUGGCGGAACUUGCGAGUGCGCUGGGGGCUGCCCGUGGAGCGAUAUGGGUCCAUGGCGCGAGCCGGAAUGGGCUAAACCGCCGAAGUGGGCAAAGGCUGAAGAGAAGACCGAAGUCAAGACCGAAGAGAAGGCUGAUGAUGAUAAGAAGGAGGGAACGGAAAAUGCUAAUAAGGAGACGGAUGCUGCUGCUGCCACUACUGCCGCACCGGCAGAUACUACUCCCGCACCGGAGAAGAAAGACCAGGCUCCGGCGUGA
Uncinocarpus reesii 1704 is the source of this 1077-nucleotide messenger RNA. RefSeq names its product Sec14 cytosolic factor. The coding region runs from base 1 to 1077 and encodes 358 amino acids. The record is from RefSeq and is a predicted model, not a curated record. The transcript has 3 exons. Lineage: Eukaryota; Fungi; Ascomycota; Eurotiomycetes; Onygenales; Onygenaceae.